AUGAGUCUCGGCCCCCAAUGCUGGCGCUGCCGCAAACGCCGUCUACGCUGCGACUCCUCCCUCCCCUCCUGCCGCAAAUGCGCCCUCGCCUCCGUCGCCUGCCCAGGCUACGCCCCGACCCGCCCCAUCGCCUGGCGCAACCCGCUCCUCCUCACGUCCCACGGCAUCGUGCGCGUGCGCGAGAACGGCGCCCACGAGAAGGCGGGCCUCGGGCGCGCGAGCGUGAUGGGCAUCGUGUGCCGCGCGCCGCGGAGCGUACGGUCCGAGGUGGAGUUGCGCAUUGCGGCGGAUGCGAUUGAGUAUUAUAAUUUGCAUGUAGCUCCGGAUUUGGUGCCGUACGCGACGGAGCGGAGUCCGUAUCAGAUUUCCCCGAGUGAGAUUGGGGAGUUGGCGGAGUACGUGCGCAAAUCGUACAUUUCGAUAGCGGCACUGCAUAGGUUCGUCAGCAGGGAGCCGGCGGGCGUGUCUCGGGUUAGCCCCGGGGCCGUCCGGUCGGCGGCCCCGUCGCCCGACGGGUCGGACAUUUCGGAGCUCAUAGCGGCGGGGGAUUUUAAGAGUGUGCAUUUCGCGUCGCAAGCUGCCGCGAUCAGGGCGCUGAGUGAGGAACUCGGGAAGCACCAGUCCGACCAGAACGGCGCCGGGGCGGGGCCGGAGAUUUUGCUUGGCAUCAUGUUGAUGCUCUCAUCACAGGUUUUAUUCACCAAGUACUUCUUCACUGCCGCCUUGCUGACCUGGGGACAGAUCCAAUACUCGGCAUACGCGCCGUGGCAGGCUCACAUUCACGGAGCAUGGAGCUUGAUAGCCGCGCAAGGCGGCAUGGAAGUGCUAGCCAAGGCGAGUACGGACCUCUGCCGCGUAUUACAACAAGUCGCCGUCGUGGACAUAUUCGGCAUAUCGACGAACGGUCUGACGGAGGCGUCAGCUAAGGUAGUUCUCUCGCGGUACGCACCCUACGCGAUGAUCUUUGACGAGAGCAUGGUUGAUAUCGCCAACCCGUGGACGCUUAUGCCGAACGGGCUGGCCAGGACCAUCAACCAGAUCAACAUGCUGCGCGCAGAGAAUCUUCUGCUCCCGUCGGCGGAAUCGCGCACGCAGGGCCUGUUGGCAGUACUGGAGUUCCUCGACGCUGCGUCGCCCGAUGCCUGGGCUGCCGAAGUCGCGACCAAUGCCACCGUCUGGCUGGCGCCCGGCCGACUGAGUGAAGACGUCGAGACGAGGACAGCGUGGAUAGCCCUGAUGACUGCCUUCCUGAACGCCACGGUACUGUACGCCAUCAAUAGCCUGGCGGGACUAGGCGAGACGUCUCUGAGAGCUGUCGCAUCCUCCCAAGAGUCAAUGUCAUCCCUUGUCUCUAGAGAGGCGGCAGCGUAUGAAGCACUCAUGUUUUCUAUUCGCAUCCUCUUCGACCAAAGAGCCCAACGGCGGGAAAUCCAAGACAGAUCAGUUCCCCCCGCAACCAGCGCCGGUUUGUUACACAAGUUCGUCAUCUGGCCGAUGGUAGUCGGCGGCAUCCAAGCCGCGCUCGUCCGUCACGACGACGAAGCCGCCGGGUACCUGUGCUCGGGAAUGCAGUCCAUCGGCGAAGAGCUGGGCACGGUCAGCAUGAUAGACGGUGCCCGUCUCGUGGAGAAGUUGAGCCGAGCGCAUAGAAACGGCCACGAGCCGACGUCUUGGGAUGUCCUCUUCGACGGGGCACCCCUGUUCUUGAUGUGA
Molecule: messenger RNA, 1713 nt
Organism: Colletotrichum aenigma
Lineage: Eukaryota; Fungi; Ascomycota; Sordariomycetes; Glomerellales; Glomerellaceae
Exons: 2
Coding region: 1-1713 (570 amino acids)
Biological process (GO): positive regulation of transcription by RNA polymerase II
Cellular component (GO): nucleus
Molecular function (GO): transcription cis-regulatory region binding; DNA-binding transcription factor activity, RNA polymerase II-specific; zinc ion binding
Source: RefSeq, a predicted model, not a curated record